UGAGAAAUUUGUUGAAUGAAGUGGCUAGAAGUGAAAUAAACCCAGUAACUCUCUAUGUUGAUAACAAAUCUGUGAUUGCACUGAUGAAGAAUUUAGUAUUUCACGGACGCAGCAAACAAAUUGACACUAGCUUCCACUUUAUCCGUAAGUGUGUUGUCAAGAGAAAUCGUUGUGGAGUUCGUAUGCACUAGAGAGCAACAUGUUGAUAUUCUAACGAAGACUCUAGCAAGGAUUAAGGUUGCAGAGAUGCAGGAAUGGCUGGGAGUGAAGAAUCUUGAACAAAAUCAAGUUGACAGAGGAGAUUGGGAACUUAUCAACUUAACUUAGUAGAAUAAGUCACUAACUUCCGGAGUAAUUUUAGUAGAAUGGUUGGUAGGAUUAGUUACUAACUCAUGGAGCAACUAUAGUAGAACUGGCCGUAGUUUCCCAAUUGUGGACCAAGUUCUGUGAUUUAGACUAAGUCUUAUGCUUUAAUUAGGAAGAUCGUUAGCUUGAGGGGAGAAAGUUAUUCUUUUCACAACAACAGAGAGAAUUAAGAGCUAAGUGCUUAACCUUUCUUUGCUCCAAAAGAUCUCCCUCAAAGUGUUCCUUUGCCUCUUUUACUUGUUUCCACAUAAUUCCGAUCUAGGGUCAUGUCCAACAAACACGGCACGGAGCAUCCAUAUCUAAGCAAAGCUGAUAAAAAGAGAUUAUGUCGAGUUCUGAACUGCCAGAAGCUGUCGGCGGAUGUACGUGCUCAUGCAGUAAAGAACGAGCGGCUGCCACUAAGAACAGUUGUGCAAGUGUUGUUCUUUGAGCAAGAGAAAGGUAAUUCCAAGACAAGUAGCCGCGUAGCAGCAGCCACUGAUGAGCUGAGAUCAGGCCCAGAUGAAAAGUUGAGGAGGUCAGCAAGCACAAGAUCAAGGCACAAAGUUGCAGAAGCUGAUAAAGAUGAGAUGAACACAAAACAUUCGCUUGAAUCACAAAGGAAUCCAUAGGAUAGAAAAGGAUUGAGAUGCGCCAUGAUCUCCCUUGCAUUUUCAGGGUUCAUGCUGUUCUUUCUUUAAUCUCUGUUUGCUAUAAAGGUUUGUACAGAUAAUUCAAUCAAUCCCCUCCUUUCCAACAGGAUCUUCUCA
Cucurbita pepo subsp. pepo (vegetable marrow) is the source of this 1115-nucleotide messenger RNA. The record is from RefSeq and is a predicted model, not a curated record. Lineage: Eukaryota; Viridiplantae; Streptophyta; Magnoliopsida; Cucurbitales; Cucurbitaceae.